Larimichthys crocea (large yellow croaker) is the source of this 3815-nucleotide messenger RNA. It is a transcript of the gene itga6a, whose product is annotated as integrin, alpha 6a. Gene Ontology annotation, cellular component: external side of plasma membrane; integrin complex. Gene Ontology annotation, biological process: integrin-mediated signaling pathway; cell-cell adhesion; cell-matrix adhesion. The transcript has 25 exons. The record is from RefSeq and is a predicted model, not a curated record. Lineage: Eukaryota; Metazoa; Chordata; Actinopteri; Sciaenidae. The coding region runs from base 93 to 3335 and encodes 1080 amino acids. Gene Ontology annotation, molecular function: integrin binding.
GUCAAACAGCACCAGGCUGAGCGGAGAGGAGCGUCGGGGCCAGUGGCUCUUAACUUUUAGGAGGAACUGGACACAAUCUGAACCGCACUGCGAUGCUGCUACUGCUGCUGCAGGGAAGACCCUCUGCUGCUUUUGCUGCACUUUUAUUUUAUUUUUAUUUUCUGAAGCCAACUUUGGUGCUCGGCUUCAAUCUUGACACCAGUCAUGUCAUCAGGAGAGACGGAGAACCGGGGAGCCUGUUCGGGUUUUCUCUGGCCACGCACCGGCAACUCAACCCAGAUAAAAGAAUACUGUUGAUCGGUGCACCCAGAGCCAGAGCCUUAGGAAAACAGACAGCCAACAUCACAGGAGGCCUUUAUAAAUGUGAAAUCACCCAGUCCAAUGAUUGUGAGCGCAUUGAAUUUGAUCAUGAGGAGGAUGUACAAAUCGAGAAUAAGGAGAAUCAGUGGAUGGGGGUGACGGUUCAGAGCCAGGGACCAGGGGGAAAGAUUGUGACUUGUGCUCAUCGCUAUCAGAGGCGCUUGUUUGUGAACACCCCUCACGAGUCCUACGACAUCACUGGACGCUGUUAUGUCCUGAGUCAGGACCUGACCAUUGACACGUCCUUUGAUGAGGAUGGAGGUAACUGGAACUUCUGUCAAGGCAAAACAAGAGGCCAUGAGAUGUUUGGGUCUUGCCAGCAGGGUUUGGCUGCCACCUUCACCAAGGACUACCAUUACGUGGUGUUUGGAGCACCAGGAACUUAUAACUGGCAAGGCAUGGUACGAAUGGAGCAAAAGAACAACACUUUGCUCGAGAUGGAAGUGUAUGAUGACGGCCCGUAUGAAACUGAGAACCCUCUACGUGCCCACAGCUACCUUGGAUUCUCCCUCGAUUCGGGACACAAGAUCACCAGGGGAGGUGGCCUGACGUUGGUGGCUGGAGCACCCAGAUUCAAUCAUAGUGGAGCUGUGGUCCUGUUGAGGAAAAAUGGCUCCAGGAACCUUUUGGAGCAGCACAUUUUUGUUGGACCAGGACUUGGAUCCUCUUUUGGAUAUGACGUGGCUGUAGUCGACCUGAAUGGCGAUGGAUGGCAAGACAUAGUUGUAGGAGCCCCUCAGUUCUACAUGAAGAACAGAGACAUUGGAGGAGCUGUUUAUGUCUACAUCAACCAGAAAGGAAACUGGGAAAGCGUCACUCCUGUACGUCUAAACGGGGCCAAAGACUCGAUGUUUGGACAGGCAGUGGAGAGCAUCGGAGACAUCAAUCAAGACUCAUAUGAAGAAAUUGCAAUUGGAGCUCCUCAUGAUGACGGGGGCAUAGGAAAAGUCUACAUAUAUCAUGGCUCUGAACAUGGAAUCAAAGUCAGCCCUGCACAGAUCCUUUCAGGUAAAAAACACAACACAAGACUAUUUGGAUAUUCUCUGGCAGGAAACAUGGACUUGGACAGCAACUCUUAUCCAGACUUGGCUGUAGGCUCUCUGUCAGACAGAGUUCUAAUCUAUAGGGCACGGCCAGUCAUUCGCAUCAGGAAAGCUGUCAAAAUAUCUCCGGAGGAAAUCGACCUCACAGUCAAAACAUGUGAUAACAGCAUUUGCCUCAAGAUGGACGCAUGCUUCGCCUACAAAGCAAACACUGCAUCUUACAACCAAAAACUAACUAUCAGCUAUUUCGUGGAGGCGGAUGGACAUCGCAGGAAACAGGGAUUGCCCCCCAGAGUGACGUUCCUGAACAAAUCUCACACGGAAACAUACCAGUUUAAUGGCACCUUGGAUCUGCGUAGCCAGGAACAGGAAACAUGCAUUAAGAUAGGAGCCAAACUAAAGGACAAUAUCAAGGACAAGAUGCGAAGCAUUCCCUUUGAGGUGUCUGUAGAAAUUGUGGGUACUAAACGACAGAGGACAAAAAACAGCCUCCCUCAGCUUUUGCCCAUAUUAGACUCCUCUCAACCGAGCAAAGAAGUCACUGAGGUCAACUUUGUGAAAGAGGGAUGUGGCGAUAUUUGCCGAAGUAAUCUGAAGAUGGAGUACAAAUUAUUCUACGAACAAAAAACACAAGACAAAACACCCAAGUACUCCCCAUUACCCAUCAAAGACAACAUGCCUGUGUUUCACCUGAAUUUCGAGAAGAAGGACUUGGCUGUGCAGGUGACGGUCAACAACAUGAAUGGGGAUGAUGCUUAUGAGGCAAAGCUGGUCGGGACCUUCUCGGAUAUGCUGUCUUAUUCUGGAGACCGCUCACAUGAAAUGAUGGAAAAGAAAAUCAUCUGCACUCCCAAUCAGAACGGCUCCCAAACAGACUGUGAGCUGGGAAAUCCUUUCAAGAGAGACUCAGAGACAACUUUUUACAUCAUCCUGAGCACUUCGAGUAUAACUCUUGACACCACGGAGGUCAACUUUGAGCUACAGCUCCAAACGACGAGUGCUCAAAAUAUCGCGCCUGUUAAAGUAACGGCUAAAGUAGUCAUUGAAUUGCCGCUGUCCGUCACUGGGGAAGCCAGCCCUAAUCAGGUUUCCUUUGGAGGUGUUGUGAAAGGUGAAAGUGCCAUGAAGACAGAAGAAGAGAUUGGAAGUUUGAUUAACUAUAAAUUUACAAUAAACAACUUGUGGAAGUCUUCUGUCAAAGCCUCGCUGCACAUUCAGUGGCCCAAAUCGGACAAAGACGGGAAAUGGCUUCUGUACCUGGUGAAUGUCAUUUCUACAAGGCCGCAGGACAUCCGUUGCUCUCCCUCUGAUCAGAUCAACCCUCUAAAACUCCAGAAAUCGUCAUCGUCAUCGUCGUUGAGAACAAAACGUGAAAUUGGAGAAAGAAAAGCGGUUGCCAAAAUGGCCUCACGGUCAGGCAAAAAUAAAGUGCUGGCGUGUGGCAAUGGGAUCGAAUGUGUGGAGCUCAGGUGCCCUCUCCAGGGCCUCGACGGUACAGCCAUUGAACUGAGAUCUCGUCUCUGGAACUCGACUUUUCUUGAGAAUUAUGCCUCUCAGUCGCACUUGGAUAUCAUUGUGACGGCCUCGCUCGUCCUCGACACUCAGGCUAAAAACAUGAUCCUGACAGCUCCUGACGCUAUUGUGAAAGUGACAGUGUCACCAGAAAAUGCAGUAGCACAGCACAGUGGCAUUCCCUGGUGGAUCAUACUGGUGGCUGUUCUUGUAGGCGUCUUGAUUUUGGCUUUGCUUGUGUUUCUGCUGUGGAAGUGUGGAUUCUUCAAACGCUCCAAGCAGGACGACAGCGUCCCUCGUUACCACGCGGUGCGGAUAAGAAAAGAAAUUCCCGAGUAUAAAGACGGGAAGGUCAAGCUUGAUCCUUUUGAAAAAAAGCAAUGGAUGACAACUUGGGUUGACAAUGAAAGUUACUCGUGAACAGCGACAAGACUUUUUUGUUUUUUUUGUUGAUUUUGGUGAUGCUCUGUGAUUUUUUAAAAACAAUAGCCUUUUUUUUCACAGCAGCCAUGUUGACAUGAAAUAGUAAGGUCGACACAGGUGUUAAUAGUGAUACUUAUUAAGGUUCCUAUACAUGUAUUGUAGCACAGCAUCCACAGGCCCAGCUGAAUAGUCUAUUUUGCUUGGGAAGGUUCCUAACUGAGUGAAAUGACCUGGAUCCAUUAAUGUAGCCACAAUGAAUUCUUUAACUGUUAAGGAAAGGAGCUUCAGAGCUUCCUUCUUGUCUCCUUUAGCAAAGGAAACACUGGACCAUCCUUUACGAAAGGAAAGGAAGUAAUGCCGUCACAUGAUUCCUUGUGGCAGCAGCAAAAAAAUCAACACACGGGGAAGUCGGUAGCGUAGUGGGUUAAGUGGCCGCCCUGUGUGUGGAGGCUAUAGUCCUCGCUGCAGCUGGCCCCG